Fundulus heteroclitus (mummichog) is the source of this 1237-nucleotide messenger RNA. It is a transcript of the gene rd3l, whose product is annotated as retinal degeneration 3 like. NCBI's taxonomy places the organism in Eukaryota, Metazoa, Chordata, Actinopteri, Cyprinodontiformes, Fundulidae. The transcript is spliced from 3 exons. The coding region runs from base 111 to 731 and encodes 206 amino acids. The record is from RefSeq and is a predicted model, not a curated record.
UUUACAGAAGCGCGGCGCUGGAUGGUGCACCAUGUGAGCGGCUCCACAAAAGCUUGCAGCAGAGUCAGCAGUGCAGUUCUGUGUGACCAGGCCUAUUUGCAGGAGGAGCGAUGCCUCUGUUCAGCUGGAUGAAGUGGUUUCCGACUCAGGCUCUAAACAGAACCGAGGUCGCGCCGGGCCAGAUGUUGCUCACAGAGCUCCUGUGGCACGUGGAGGAACGAGAACGCCUGGCGAGACAACUGGAGCGGGAGAGCAGGCUGGCCCACGGCGCCCUGGGUCUCCGCUGGUUUCAGAGACACCCCAGGCUGCGGACCCUCGUCUCGUCGCCGGAGCUGCACCAGCUGGAGUUCCUCUGCUCCCAGGUUCCACACGUCCACACGGCCGCCGUCGUCUCCAGGUUCCGUGAGGUGCUCGCCACCAACGACGUGCGGCCCUGGGAGCUGGCGUCCGUCUUCAAGCACGUUCUGAUAGACUUCCUCAACCAAAGAGAAUAUAUGGAAGAAGACGGACCGUCGACGGAGGUUUGGAGCAGCCGGUGCCAGAAGCAGGGCUUCGUCACUCCCAUAAUGCCCCAGGGCGGGGGUCAUCACAGGGAGGAGAUCCCAACCGUCUCCGGAUACGUGGAUCGGGUCACGCGGCACUCGGGUUCCUUCGCUUCCAGCAGGGUCUGGGAUCUUCCGUAUUACUACCCGGGGCCUCUAAGACCCAAAGGGGAGAGUACGACGCUGUAAGAAGAUGCCACCCUUCCCAGCUUUGACCUUACCACUAGUAAAUAGAUACUCCCACAUCCUCGCCGGGGAAACUAACUUGCAUUUACAACAUUACUGGGUAACAAAAUGUGAAAAUAUCCUGUGAAAUAAGGUCCUCAAACGACAAAUAAAAACCCACUAAUAUGGAUUUGUUUAGUGCCAGGUGGCUGUAGCGAUCCUGUAGUAAUUUAGGAGGACUCCAUAAAGACUGCAUAGGAUCCUAAUGUGUGAGAUAUUUCCGAAUUUUUAUACGGUAAGAAAUACAAAAACAUGAAACCAUUUUCCUCUGAAUGGUUUUUAAAUCUCCAGUGACUCCUUUUGGUGAUCCAAUGUAUGAAAAUAGUAAAAAAAAAACAUUUUGUUAAAGCUGUCAUGUCUGUGUAGCUGCUCUGUGUAACACCAUUUUAAAUUCCAUGUUAACAUUUUAUGUACCUUAUACAUUUCAAAUUACGAAAAUAGAGCCAAUAAAAACAAAUGUUUAAAAGUUC